Molecule: messenger RNA, 4763 nt
Organism: Doryrhamphus excisus (bluestripe pipefish)
Lineage: Eukaryota; Metazoa; Chordata; Actinopteri; Syngnathiformes; Syngnathidae
Source: RefSeq, a predicted model, not a curated record
ACUUGCACAUGCGCACAAUGAAUAAAUGACGUCACAACUGAGUUACGCUUCCUGCUGCGGAAUCUGACCGAACACCGGUCCGCGUCGCUUCGCUGUCCCGCAUCAUGUUCAGAGCAGCCGCCCGCCUUUCCUUCUCCGGUUUUCGGAGUUUGGCCCACAGGAAGCCGGGGUGCAAAGCUCUGUUGGCCUCCAGGUGCUAUUCACACGGGAAACAAGAGACAGAUGAAGAGUUCGAUGCCCGCUGGGUUACCUACUUUAACAAGCAAGACAUUGAUGCAUGGGAGCUGAGAAAAGAGAGUGGUGGUGUCAGGAGUGAAAUCAUCAGCUCAACUCAGCACCAAGCAGCUGAUUGAGCUCCUGUUCUUCUCUCAGGCCAUCGGGCAUUGUAAGACCACCCCAACGCUCCAACAUGGCUUCCUGGUGCAGGUUAUGAGGUAUGCAGAGCAGAGAAUGGCUACGUUGAACGAAUACUGCGUGGUUUGUGAUGAGAGACACGUUUUCCAGAACGGCCCCAUGUUGAAGCCUGCGGUGUGCACCAGGGAACUCUGCGUCUUCUCCCAUCACACCAUGGGGGUUAUGGCAGAAGCCACGGAGGAGGUCGCCACGGGUGCAGAGGUGGUGGACCUGCUGGUUGCCAUGUGCAGGGCGGCUCUACAGUCCCCACGCAAGAACAUUAUAUUUGAACCUUACCCAUCCGUUGCAGAUCCAAACAACCCCAAAAUUCUGGCUUUUAGUCCGAAGAGAAAAAGCUACGAGAGGCUACAAAAAGCCCUGGACAGUAUCCUGUUCAUUCGGAGGAUGGCACAGGGUCCUUAUUCUGACAUUAAAAAGCAGAUGGACAGGAUGGACCCUCUUGCAGUUCCUCUUCUACAAUGGAUUUUAUCCAGUAACAGAUCUCACAUCGUCAAGCUCCCAGCCAGCAGGCAAGUGGCGUUCAUGCACACGCCUCACCAGUUCCUGCUCAUCAGCAGCCCCCCCAGCAAAGAGGCUCGUUUCCAAACCGCCCGCAAGCUUUAUGGCAGCACUUUUGCUUUCCAUGGUUCCCACAUUGAAAACUGGCAUUCUAUUUUAAGGACUGGACUUGUUAAUGCCUCCAAUACCAAGUUUCAGAUGCAUGGAGCAGCGUACGGCAAAGGCAUCUAUUUAAGCCCAAUCUCAAGCAUCUCCUUUGGAUAUUCUGACAUGGGGAAGGGGCAACACCAGAUACCAACCAAGGAGGACCUCCUGAAGAAAUAUAACCACAUCCAUAAAGUCCAACAGGAUCCGCCUGGCAGGUUUCUGCAAAGCAGGAACCUAAACUGUGUUGCGCUUUGCGAAGUAAUAACCACAAAGGACCUCAAGAAGCACGGGAACGUGUGGGUGUGCCCCGUAUCCGACCACGUGUGCACACGUUUCCUGUUUGUGUAUGAAAACGGCCGCGUGGGAGAUGUCCACAUCAACACUCAGGACUCCGACAUUCAGAGACAAAUUUUACACGUCAUUGCAACCAGGCCAAGCUGAAAAAAGGACGGAUAUACGUACCAUACAGGUGGUCACAUGACGUUUUGGGGUUGAUGCCAAAGUAGAUCAUGAGGUUUGAGCAUUUGGAAGUGAGCCCCGAAAUCAAUGAAACCUGAACUUCCUUACACGGCCUGCACUCAGUAAACACACGGGGGUCCUUGGGAACGUUUGGGAGAGUGACCAAUCACAGUGGGGCGGGGGCGGAGUCAAGUUACACACACCUCUUGGGCGGUAGGCAGGAAAUCCAAGGAAUCAUUGCUGGAAGGGGUGCAGAAUCCGGAAGAUCUAGAAAGCCGUAGCUGCUCUACAGGAGUCCAUAACUCAAUGCAAGGGUCCAUUUAAGAAAGUCCUCAAUCUCCAAUCUUAAUUCAGAUCUUUUUAGUCACUUUUUUGUCUCUCCUGCGAGGUUAGCCCUUUUCCCGACACUAUUUUACAACAUCUGUGCAAAUGAUAUGCAAAUGAGAUGAUGACACACCGAGGAUAGCCAAUGAUUACCUUUUGUCACGCGCUGCAGUGACACCAAUUAGCUGCUUCAGGUGAGCAGCCUGUUGGUUUCUCUUCGGUUGUUUUGCUUUGGUUUUCCUUCCGAGCUUCCUCUACGGUUUUGUGUCGUCAUUUCAGACCUCGGUGGUCCUGAUGGGAGGAGCUACCUGACAAGAUUAUCUGUGCUACACCUUUGGUGGCAGGGGGGCGUCGUUCCAUAGCUUCUCCUACGUCUUUCGCCAAUAAUUAGAUACCGUAUUUAGUCUUUAAUAUGGUGCUUUUAGUUGCAUUAAUAAUUUAUUGCACAAUAGUUUUCCGUUAUUGCAUUUUUGCCUUAUGGCUGCUCUGUGCGGUAGAACGGAUAUUAAAAGACUCUUUUUUCAAAUCGACCUGCUUGUCUGGGAUUCAACCCAUCCUGAAGCGUGAGAUAUUUUGGAGGCGUACGAGUGUGUUCAGUGUUCAAAAUGCAUGUCUGUUGGUUUCUCUCCCAGAGGCGAGCGUUGAACGUAACAAAAAAAAAAAAAUCCCAAUAUUCUUUCACCAUUAGAGUCCCAAAGAUCAACCAGUACCUCGCAAUUGACGAGUUGACUGAGUCACAGUGUCAUCUUAGUAAGAACACUAAAUUCAUCACACAGCAACUUAAUACACAAAAGGUGUUUUUUAAGUUUGAAAUGACAAAAAAACCAAAUUUUUCAAAGUUUGAAAUGAAAUGAACACUGCAAAGAACACAACUAAACAUCCAGCUGCAGCACAAUGUUUUGGCAUGAACUAUAAAUUCAUUCAUUCAUUUUCUACCGCUUAUCCUCUGGGACCCUUCUUUGAGUUGUUGAAAGAGAACAGUAAACUUGCAAAAAUGUCAUUUAUAGUGGCUGCACGGCGGCCGAGUGGUUAGCGCGCAGGCUCCCCGUGCAUGUGUGGUUUUUCUCCGGUACUCCGGUUUCCUCCCACAUUCCAAAAACAUGCUAGGUUAAUUGGCCACUCCAAAUUGUCCAUAGGUAUGAAUGUGAGUGUGAAUGGUUGUUUGUCUAUAUGUGCCCUUGGAUAGGCUCCAGCACCCCCGCGACCUUUGUGAGGAUAAGCGGUAGAAAAUGAAUUGAUUAAGUUGCUGUGUGAUGAAUUUAGUGUUGGAAAGAUUUUCUUACCAAGAUGACACUGUGAUUCAGACUGUUAAUCUUUACCAAUCUUUGCUACUUCCCGGUCCACAGCAGACACUUCUUCUACUUUUCCUUCUCUCAUGUUUUCCUCAUUCAUCAACUCUUCACACCGUCACAGUAUUUAGUACAGUAAACCUCGGAUAUAUCGGACUCGGAUAUAUCGGAAAUUCGCUCACAACGGACAGAUAAAAAAGAACCGAUUUUUCUGUAAUGCAUUUCCAAUAAAAAUUCAUUGCAUAUAUCGGAUUUUUUAUAACGGAUUUCGCCUAUUUCGGACAAAAUCUCCAGUCCCGUUCCAAUGCAUUUCCAUGAAAUUUCCCUCGCAUAUAUCGGAUGGCCGCAUCGUGGCGCUCCGAUUCGCCGAAUCGUGACAGGCCGCUAUACGACGUCAUUUGCAGCGUUGCCUGGUACAUUGGAAAAAUAGUCAAGGAAGUGCCUUUUUAUAACGGAUAAAAUCCGAUUUACGCAUAAACCGGAUAUAAAUCCGAUAUAUGCGUAAAACUGACAUUUUCCGGUAUACGCAUAUAACGGAUUUCGCUUAUAUCGGACAAAACCAGUGGGAACAAUUGAAUCCGAUAUAUCCGAGGUUUACUGUAUAACGUAUUUUCUGGACUAUAAAUCGCUCCGGAGUAUAAGUCGAACAAGGCCAAAAAUACAUAAUUAGGUAGAAAAAAACAUACAUAAGUCGUACUGGAGUAUAAGUCGCAUUUUUUGCGGGUAAUUUAUUUUACUACUAGACCAAAACAGACAUUACGUCCUCUUGGAAGACAAGUUCUAACCGAUUUAUGCAUAAACUGGAUAUAAAUCCGAUAUAUGCGUAAAACGGACAUUUUCCGGUAUACACAUAUAACGGAUUUCGCUUAUAUCGGACAAAACCAGUGGGAACAAUUGAAUCCGAUAUAUCCGAGGUUUACUGUAUUUGAGCAUUUAAAAGUAAUAUUUAAAGUCAUUUACUUAGUCUUGCAUUUCAUUUGAACAAACGACAGCGUGCUUAUUGUUCAUGUUAGCAAACACCGCAGGAUGCGUCCCCUCCUGUGAGGCAGAAAGGCAACAUUAUAACACUACCGUGCUUCCAUAUGAGCCCCACAGCUGCCACCCCUUCUUCUCCCGUCGGCGUGGUUGGCUGCCAUUGCUGUUUUAAAGACAUUUAGGCCAAAAAAGUGAUGACGUAGUAGUGACAUCAUAGUACAGCAGCCAUUUAGUGGGUCAUCCCAGCAGGCGAUAGAUUGACUACAAGGUUGCAUUAGCCCAAAGGACGACCAUAUGGCUUCCUGAUUCUGGUGCAAAGGAUACGGACAUGAUUACCAGACUCGUAUGGGCAUCAAACGCCCAAACUUUCUGAAUGAUUGAUUGCACAAUAAAACAAUUGAGUUGUGCACAAGCGCACGCCUCGUUGCUUCACAUUUAAUCAUGCGUAUUCAUUCGCAAAAUUCCUGCGGCUUCAGGGUGUAAAUGAAGUUUGAUCGGCCAACGCCAGCGUACAUUAAUGAGUUAGAAUGCCGCAUGUGCCUUUAAGAGCUCUUUGUGCCACUCCACAUGCCUCUCUCGGAGCCUCGUGAGUGUUUCUUGGCAUCGACUCUCCUCCUGCUGAACCGGGCGAGGAUGUCCUUCACAUCAGAGGUAGAA